AUGCAGAGAAAUGGUAUUAGUAUUCUGGGAGUAAAUGAAAUGAGAUGGAACUCUUGUGGGAGGUUGAGAAUAGCUACAGGAGAAACUGUGCUGUACUCAGGAAUGGAUGAAGGUGAAAAUCAUGAGAGAGGAGUUGGCUUCAUUCUGUCUAAAGAAGCUGCACAAUGCCUGCUGGAAUGGGAACUGUCGUUUGAGAGGAUAAUCAGAGCCAGGUUCAACUUGAGAUGGCAGCAGGUCACCAUCUUGCAAUGCUAUGCCCCAACAAAUGAGGCAACGGAGGAGGCGAAGGACGAUUUUUAUGACCAGCUACAGAUGGUUUUGGAGCAGGUGCCAUGCAGAGAUGUGAUCAUCACGGGAGAUAUGAAUGCUAAGGUGGGGAUGGACAAUACAGGUAGAGAGGUGAUGGGUAAACAUGGGGCAAGAGCUGAGAUGAAUGAAAAUGGUGAGAGGUGGGCAGACUUCUGUCAGGCAAAUGAGCUGGUAUUCAGUGGAAUGCUGUUCCCCCGUAAGGAGUGUCACAAGCAGACAUGGAGGACUCCUGACGGUGUUAUUGUGAACCAGAUCGACCACCUGGCAUUUAGCAGGAGAUGGAGGAGCUCACUGCAGGACGUUCGCGUGCUGCAUGGGGCAGACGUUGGGUCAGACCACCAUCUGUUGAUGGCAAAAUUCAGGCUAAAGAUUGCCAAAGUGAGAAAAGGGGAAAAUGGCCGAGUGCGUUUCGAGGUCAGCAAGCUGAAAGACUUGGAGGUUAGGAACGCAUUCAAGCUAGCGCUGAACAACAGAUUUGAGGGUCUGCAGCAGUUGAUGGAGGAGGAGGAGCUGCUGCGAGCAGGUGCUGGGUAG
Orbicella faveolata is the source of this 843-nucleotide messenger RNA. Its product is annotated as craniofacial development protein 2-like. Lineage: Eukaryota; Metazoa; Cnidaria; Anthozoa; Scleractinia; Merulinidae. The record is from RefSeq and is a predicted model, not a curated record.